UUUCAGCAAUGCGAUACCAACUGAAUGCAGUUUAUGAUUAUUUACCAGUGUAACGGAAAGAGGGGGUGGAGCUUACUUCAAGAGCGACACGCAAUUGGUCGAGUGGGAUAAAGACUGCACAAUGAUGGAAUCACCUCUCUCGCACAAACUGUCCCCGCCACGAGCCCACACGAGCCCAGGACCCACCCCAGGGACAAUCAGCCUCACCCACGGGAUGAUAGCUACAGUCAACCAACACAACAGCCUCCUGAGCAAACUUCACAAACCAACGACAUACAGUUCUCCCCCACCUGUGGCCUGCAACCCUGACAAUAAUGUCUGCAAAGUCAUCACUUACCGUGGGGAAAAGGUGGCCGCUUUCACUGUGAAUGGUGUGGAACUUAUCUGCCUCCCCCAGGCAUUUGAACUUUUCUUGAAACAUUUGGUGGGGGGACUGCAUACUGUGUACACUAAGCUAAAGAGACUGGACAUCACCCCUGUGGUUUGUAACGUGGAACAGGUCCGCAUUCUCCGGGGCCUGGGGGCCAUACAACCCGGAGUCAACAGAUGCAAGCUUAUCUCAUGCAAAGAGUUCGACAUUUUGUACGACGACUGCACCAAUUCAAGUGCUCGUCCUGGGAGACCUCCAAAGAGGAGCCCAUCUAUCCAUGCCAGUCCUGAGACACUGGAAAAGCUGAAGAAAUGUCGUGUAGAUGGAGAUUACCCUUUCGACCCUCGACUUUAUGACAGGAAAGCCUUCUUAAAUGGAUUUGCCCAUCAUCCCUAUGCUAUGGGCCCACUUGCUCCUUUUAUGCCACUUAACCCUGUAAACAUAAUGAGCCCACCAGUUUCCAUGGCAAUGGCCACCCACCUUGGACUGCGACAUGAAGGUUCCAUAAUAAAAGACAGGUCAAGCUCAGAUUCUGACCUCAUAUCACCAAGGUGUCGGGAUGACAGAAUGGACAAUUCCGUAAAAGGUCACAUGACAUCGCCACAUUAUGACUCAGACAGACUUCGAAGUUUGGAUUAUGACAAUAACAAACCUUUGAAUUUACAAGUGAAUGGCCAUGCUAAAGAUCUCUCUACUAAAUACCAUGGGAAAAGCGAAGAUGAAGAUGAUGACAGGCUCUCUGAUGAUCAUAAUGAUGACCUGGAAGACAGCUUGGCAGGCAGCGACUCCCUAAACACAAGUGACCUGGAGGAUAAAGUGACCCCGGUAUCCUCAUUCCAGACACAGAUUCAGAAUGGAGAAAUUCCCAACAUCUCCUCCAUAGAAACCCUUUUACUGAACAUCCAAGGACUCCUGAAAGUCGCUGCAGAAAAUGCCCGUCAUCAUGAGAGGCAACUCAGCAUUGAAAAGACUGAGCUUAAAAUGGAAUUACUCAGGGAGAAAGAGGUGAGGGAAGGAUUAGAGAAGCAGCUCGUGGAGGAACAAAAAAGCAGAGCCAUGUUAUUACGACGAAUCAAGAAGGAGAAGCGAGCUCGUCGCAAACUUCAAGAGCAGAUGGGUGGCAACCAGACUGAAGAAAACAAGAACAGUCUUAAUGACACUGCCAGCGUCACCAGCCAAGACUCCGACAAAAAUGUACCAGACACGCCAAAUGAAAAGGAAACAGAAAAAGAGAAUAAUUCUGAAUCAGAAAGAAGAUCCUCAGAUGUUUCCCAGGACAGACCAAGCCACCUUUUUGAAAGUUUCAUUAAUCAUAACAACAACAGCACGAGAUUUCCUUACAUGACCCCCCUGAAAGGAGAAGUCCAGUAAAUGACUAACCAGAUGAAUGUUAGACAGUAACACAGUACUCCACCUAGUGUAGGACCUGUGUAGAUAUACCUGUUUUCAUUAUCCCUAGACAGAAAAGGUUCAUGAAUACUCGUCUCCAUGCAAAGGACAAUUUGUUUGCUUCAACUACCCAGCUAUCAGAACAACAGCAGAGUUUUGGCUUGUAUUUGUGUUUAGAGAACCUUAGUGCUGUUCUGUUGAAUUUUCAGAGCUCCUCCAUAAAGCAUAUGAGACAGUAAAACCUUAGAAUAGUUGAUGGAUAUUUUUACUGUUGUACAUAUGUAUUUUCACAAAGUAAUGAUAGUUAUAUGAACAUUGAAUUUACUUGUGCAUUUUACUUCCUGAUACAUGUACGUGUAUGUAUAAAGGCCUGUUAAUUCAGUUCUUCAUGUAGAAAUGGUCUAAUUUAGAAUUUCUUUUCUGGAAGGAAUAUUGUUUGAUUUCAGUACUGGGUUGAAAAGUAAUGGUGCUCUACUUGCUUUAGAUUCAUAGGGGUAUGAACUCCGAAACAAAAUUUUUUUUGAAAGGUCUUGGCUGUAGUUAUAAAGAUGAAAAGUACUAUUAGUUUUGUUAUAGCUUGAUCAAUCAUUUCCUGAAAGUUUCAUUGUUGUCAUAAGUGAGAAGACAGUGCAAUAUGUGUCAUAAAUAUAUAGUUUGUGUUAGGUGCUACAACCCUUGUUGGUAUCAUGUAUAGAGCAGUCCACAAUCAACUUGGGGAAAAGUCCCAUUGUGUUGGAUUAAAUUGUAAUAUAGUCAUGUAUAUCUUAAUAUGAUGACAUUCCUCAUUUUGUCACGUGAAAAAAAAUAAUAAAAGGAAGUAACCUAA
Ostrea edulis (European flat oyster) is the source of this 2585-nucleotide messenger RNA. RefSeq names its product dachshund homolog 1-like. Bases 122 to 1741 code for a protein of 539 amino acids. The record is from RefSeq and is a predicted model, not a curated record. Lineage: Eukaryota; Metazoa; Mollusca; Bivalvia; Ostreida; Ostreidae. The transcript is spliced from 11 exons.